CUCCUUCUCCUCCUUCUCCUCCUGGAUCUGUGCUCCAUCCAGCGGAGCUGCGGGCGAAGGAGCGCCGGUAAACGAUGAGAAUCGAGGCGACGGACCCGUUUGAGGACUAAAUGUGGGACUGGAACCAUCAGGCUCACUUCCACUGUUGACCUGAAGAAGACAGUGGGACCGUGAGAGCGAGAGACAGGAAAAAAACUGAAGUGUACAACAGGUGGUCUGGCUCCAUGUCUGCUCCUGCUUCAGCCAAUCGGAGGUCUGCAACGGGCUCUCGCAGGUUUGACUACUGCAGGUUCAUAGAGCUAGACUACAUUCCCAUGGAGACAGGGUAUAUGGUCUCAAUGCGUCCAACUAAAGCCUUUACAUCUUCCAAGUCGCCAACGAAAGGAUUCACGUCCACCAAGUCUCCAGACCGCCACAGUCAUUCAGCAAACUCUCCCUCCACCCCUCGUUCUCGGCGCGUGCCGGCCCCGCCCAGUAAUAGAGAUCCCCAUGGCAACACCUCUGUCAGCAGCAGCAGCCAGUCAGGCUCUUGCAAAGGAAGCGACUGCAGCCCAACCAAAGGGCGCCAGCAGAAAUAUACAUCAUGCACAGACAACCAUGGUAUCAGGCCCCCUCCACCAGAACAAUACCUCACACCCCUGCAACAGAAGGAGGUGUGUAUCCGACACCUACGGGCCAGGCUAAAAGAAACCAUCGACACACUACAAGACAGGGACACAGAGAUAGAUGAGCUGAGAGGCCAACUAUACAGGAUGCAGGAGGACUGGGUAGAAGAAGAGUGUCAUCGUGUCGAGGCUCAGCUGGUCCUGAAGGAGGCGCGUCAAGAGAUCCAGCAGCUCAAACAGGCUGUGGACACUGUACGUAGCAGACUCAGUGAAGCUGGGGACAUCAGUGGGGACAUAGGGGUCCAAAAGUACUUCCAGGACAUCAACAGCCAGAACACAAAACUUGAGAAUCUGUUGCUCAACAUGGAGCUAGCCCAGACUGGAUUAGCCAAAGAAGGGAAGCUCGCGCAGGCUGUCGGACCUGUGUUGGGGGGUUCAGCACCAGCAUCUGUAUCAGGAGAAAGUCCUGGGGUAAUACCAAAACCAGCUGUAGGAGUGAAGGGAUCAUGCUCCUGUGAUGCAUCUCCUGCAAGAUCUUUGACCCGGAGCUCCACCUACACCAAGUUGAGCGACCAGGCAAUGGCAGACCAGAACGGGUCGGACUUUCCUUGUCUGUCAGGUGAUGGAACCCAUGACAGCGGCUUUGUCUGCUGUGGGGAAAACAGCGUCCCCAGCCGAGCCGACCUGCUGCUUGAGGCUGCCUUCCUUUCUGAAGAAACUGCAUCUUUACUCAGUCCUACACACAGACGUUUUCCCCAUUCUCUUACAACUCUCUGCCUCACACCUUCUCCCACACCUUACCUCAUAGUUUUCCUCACAAGUGUCCCACUCUGUCCCGCUGUCCCACUCUUUGCCUCACGCCUCCACCUAUGAGAGCUGUGCACCGGGCGAAAACGAACGGCACCUUUUUGCUGCGGCCUCAGUGGAUUGGGCUGCAUGAGCCACCCCUGCCUGUCCCACCAUCAUCUCUACCUGCACUCUCUACGGGAGACAGGUAUUCAGACUGAAAGCUGCCCCAUUCCUGCAACAGCAGAUUACCCUUCUGACCUGGAUACCAUUGCAGAGCAACGCACUUUCCGCUCCCAGGCUUGCAGCCCCACAUCCACAUGGAUGUCUGAUGAGGGGGAGGAGGAGCUGGACUCGAUCACGACCACCACUUCCAUAACUACAGCCACAGUCAUGAGUACAGCCACAGAGCCCAUCUCCUUCUCUAAGACCCCUCUGGUUGCACCUUUACCACGUUCCGCCACUGUGGCAUUCUCAAUGGUGAGUCCUCUGUGCGAGGGAGGAGAGGAAGAUGAAAAGCAAGAGAGAGAGAAAAAUCAACGCCGCUGGAGAAUCAGGCAGCAGGAUCUUUCACAGAAGAGGCAGAAAAAUCACAGCAGAUGCCGUGUCACUGUGGAAAAGAAUAAAGUCCAAAGUCAGAGUCCUGCAGAGGAAUCAAGAAAAUCAUGUGAUUCAGCAGAACCAACGUCAUCAAUGCAAAGAGGAGAGACUGCAGAUGGACCUACAGGCAACAUGCCAGUUGAGAACCUCAGCGGGGAAGCGUCGCAGCAACAUGUUGGUAUGUUAGGAUCAACCCAGAUAGAGAUGGCAGAUUUCAGGCCAGGAUUAUCACCAGGUAUGGAAAAGCCUCACACCUCUCAGCCAAGGAGAUCUACCUCCCCUGAGGAGAUCGCUGGGGUCACUGUUGUGGAGGUGCUUGAUAAUGAGAUUGAUGGAGACGACACUAAAGAACAAGGUGCCACCGGGAAUGCUGCAGCAGGGGAUGGAGACCCCUCGUCCACGUCCGACUCUGGAUCAGUUGAAAAAAGCUACUGGAGUCGUCACUUCCUAGUCGACCUCCUGGCAUUGGCUAUCCCUGUGGUGCCAACGGUGGCGUGGCUGUGCCGUGGUCCAGUUCGUGAUGGACAGCCUAUGUAUCAUAUAGGGUCACUGCUGCGGGGCUGCUGCACUGUGGCAUUGCACUCGCUGCGUAGAGGAGGUGGAAUGAGACAUUACCCCGCGGGCGGGGGAGACCUGGGUGGAUCACAGAUAUGAAGAGAAUCGUUCACCAUGCAGGAUCUGUGGUCCUUUGCUGUGACCCUUUGGCCUGUAAUGUGGUUCAGGGUUGUUAUUGGAUCUGCUUUUGUUGUGAGGAGAGAAAAUGAUUUCACAGUUCAUUAUUUAAGGGAAGCAUCAGGGUCGGGGUGUCUGCAUCUGAAACAUGAUUUGUAAGUCAUAAAGUUCUUAUGGUCAGGCUCUUAUACUGUGCUCAACAUGUAAUGGCAACUCAGAAUGUCUGAC
Molecule: messenger RNA, 2891 nt
Organism: Thalassophryne amazonica
Lineage: Eukaryota; Metazoa; Chordata; Actinopteri; Batrachoidiformes; Batrachoididae
Gene: snphb
Product: syntaphilin b
Biological process (GO): neuron differentiation
Cellular component (GO): mitochondrion; cytoplasmic microtubule
Source: RefSeq, a predicted model, not a curated record